UGACAAAAUGUUCAUACUUUAGGGACCAAAAUUGCUAUUAACCUAAAAAACUAAUUCUUACCAUUUAAAAAAUUAGAUUAAAACAUCUAUUUACAAUUGACCUUGACGUGUUUUCAUAUUUUAAAACUAUUACAUUAUAGCUUCAUUAUCACCGUAAAUGAAAAUAUUUUUCACCAAAUGGACAAAACUUAUCUUGGACCUGUCCAAAAUGUGUCCAAAAGUUAAUAUCCAUUUUGGUAUGGAUACAUAAUAAUUGAUUAAUAAGAAAUGUAUGGUGGUCUAAAUUAAGAGUGCCUAAGAAAUAUUUGAGAUAGAUAUGUGUAAUGUUAAGGGAAAAAAACUGAGGGUGGGCAUACUGUUACUGGCUCUGUCAGUGCCUACUUGACAGCUCUGCUUAUCCAUGACUUUUCUAAGACUUCCUUUAGUGCACAUUUGUAUACAUGCCUACACACAGCCACCUUGUUAAAGAAGUUCAAGACUUUAUUGGAAAAGGAGCUGAUGAGCUUCAUUGGUGACUGGAUGGCUAUCAAACAAAAUUUUUGUCUUCAUGCUGAGAUUUGUUGAUUUAUAAAGGUCCUAUCAUUCAGCAUUUUAGGCCUCACCUUGCUUGCGUAUUUUUUAGCUUCUUAAGCUUCCCUUGUACUAAGUGUUGCUUUCUGGCUACAGUUUUUGUCUACUACUUUUCAUAAAUCUUCUUGAUACAGUUAUUCACAUUGUCUAUGCUUUAUGUGUGGGAGUUCCUUUUUUUUUUUUAAAGGAAUACUAUUGGGCAUAUCUUAUAGUGAUAUGCUUAUCCAUCAUGCCCCUUCUGAUUAGAUAUUAUUCAUUACACCUUCUAGAUCAGAUCUAUGUGUUCUGCAAAAGAUUAUGUUUGGUUCAUAUUAAUUGCUGAUUCGUUUUUUUUUUUCUCAUAUUCAGCCUAUCGAAAGCUUGCGAGGAGUUGUCAUCCUGAUGUGAACAAGUAAGCCAAGCAACUACUUCAAAGUUUACAAUUUAAUUUUUGCUCUUAUAGUCUAAGCAAAGUCAUUUCUGUUUUACCUACUGCUGAUUUGCUGAUUUAUAGUUGUUAUGCAUGCAUAAAGGGUAUCGUAAGCAACUGCUAGACGGACAAGGCAAAUAAAUGCACAUCACCCCAAGUGCCCUUUUUUUUCCAAAAAUAAAGAAAAGGAAACCACUAGACAGAUUUUGCUUCUGUUUUGCCAUUUCUCCUUGGAAAUUAUCUUCCCCUCAGUGUGUUAUUGUUGUAUGCUCAGUAGCUGUUGAUGAUCGGCCAAAAUAAAAAAAAAAGGUAGCCAUUGCUUGGUUAUAGAAGAUACAUUGUACUUGGGAAGUUCGAACAACAGGGCUUGUGCAUCUUAACACAAGAAGGCAUUUUGCGAAGUUCAUGGUAUUUAUAGGACCAAAAAAAGUCUAUUCAUUGUAUUACUUGCUAAUGUACAAUAUAUAACUUACUUCAGCUAAGGACUAUGGUAGUAUUGUGUCACAUUAUUAAGUGAAAACCCCUCGACUUUUGUAGGUUACUAUCAUAUUGUAGUGAGGUAUUGUUGUGGUAUUGUAUGAAAUUAUAAUGAAAUGUCCUCUCCUUUAGCAGGUUACUGUCAUCUUGGUGGUGCAAGUUCCUGUUCGCAUGUAAUAGCAUUGAACUGGUAGGAAUGUAACGUUUUUUAAGUUUUGUUUUAUCAGGGGUGGGACUAGUGUGAUUAUAGUAAUGGGUUCAAGGUCAUUCGCUCGUUCUGUGUGAAAGAAGCUUAGAAUGAUUCUUUAGGAGUUAGUGAAUAUACCAAAAAAAAGUGGUUACUUAACAAUCUUUGUGUGGUACAUUGUCAUUGCUUUUGUGUCUUUCCAGUUUCUUUUCUCUUAUUCAUUUUAGUUUCUUUUUUCAUCUCAUUUUUCGAAUUUAACUAUCAUAACUAAUAGUUUUUUUUUUUGCUGUGCUUGAAUUGAGGGAUACCUACAUCUUCUAAUUCUCUUCCCAAGCCCUUUUUUAUCUAAUUCGAAAGUUAAUCUUAGUCAGUAUAAUAGUGAAUCCUAAGCCUAAUGCUUAUUGCAGCAUCUUGCACAUGUUUGUAUUAAAGGCAAAAUUGUUUGAGUAAUGAUGAGAUGCAAGCUGAGAUCAUGUAUCUCAGGCUUGGGGGGGUUUGAUCAGUAGGCAUUCCAUAAAUGGCUGUUGGUACACUCUUUGAAUUUUGAUAUUUAAGGUGGUAUGGAUGUGAGAUACGUUGGCAACACUGCAGUUGGAGAAGACUUUGUGUGCUGAAGCAACAUUUUUGAGGUUGUUUUGAGACUUAAUUGGACACUGGACAUAGUGAUAUAGAUGGAAGCAAGUUGUUUUGUCAUAUCCUACCUCAUUAAGCAUGCCUGUCAUUCCAGAGUGUAGUUGUCAUCCAUUAUUCACUUGAAUGUGUAAUUUGGUAAGUGAUCUAUAAGUGAUACUAAAGAAUUGAAGGAAUUAAAUUUCUUUCUGGUCAAAAUACUUGCAAGAGUCAUGAUAGCUUGUUUCAGAGGCUGUUAUGCCCAAGGAAUACUGCUUCCUCCUAAGAGAUAGACCUUGACAUCCGAAAGGAGGCACUUAUAAUGGGUUGCACGAUGUCUUUAUUUGAGUGAAGACACUGGAGGUUAGUAAAUACAGCCAGACGCCUAAAAAUUAUUCAAGGGCUGUUACUUGUUCACAUAUUUGCUUGAAUUGCAUGUGGUUGGGGUAAUGAGUCAGCUAAUGAAUCCUUCAAAGUGGUUUUGUGCAAAAGCAACAAUUAUAAUACUAGGCUGUUUGACAUUGCCAAUUGGGAAAGGUCUUGUUUUAGUGGAUGUGGGCAUGAGAGGUGGAGCGGAGCUCUUUAUGUACAGGAAGACAGGGCAAUUACAGCCAAAAAAAAGAUAUUCUUUAUUGGAUGGUGCACUGUUGUUACUAGUGAUAAUUGAGAAAAGCAUGUAUGUUGUUAAAAUAUGGGAGUUUGCACUUCGCUAGGAGAAGUCUUGGUAUGAGUUGUUCAUGCUUAGAGAAGUUGUUCAUCAUGCCUAUGAUUUAUGCGUUACGUUAUGGAUCAGUUUUUGUUUUCUUUUCUUUUCAAAUAAUUAUGAGAUGCUUUUUGAACUAAUGUUCCAUCUUUCUCUUCUGCAGAGAACCUGGAGCAGAACAGAAAUUUAAAGAGAUUAGCAAUGCUUAUGAGGUAUUGUCGGAUGAUGAGAAACGUUCCAUUUAUGAUAGAUAUGGGGAGGCCGGGCUUAAAGGUGCUGGUGUAGGCAUGGGGGAUUUCAGCAACCCUUUUGAUCUGUUUGAAUCGUUAUUUGAUGGCUUGGGUGGCAUGGGUGGUAUGGGGAUGGGAGGAAGAGGCUCUCGGAUCAGGGCUACGGAGGGUGAAGACCAGAUGUACAAUCUGGUUUUAAAUUUUAAAGAAGCAGUUUUUGGGGUUGAAAAAGAGAUUGAAAUAACCCGACUCGAGAGCUGUAGCACCUGUGAUGGAUCUGGUGCCAAGCCAGGAACCAGGCCAUCCAAAUGUAACACAUGUGGUGGGCAAGGGCAAGUUGUCUCAUCAGCAAGGACUCCUCUGGGUGUCUUCCAACAGGUAAUGACCUGCUCUACUUGUGGUGGUACUGGGGAAAUUUCUACUCCUUGCAACACGUGUGGUGGGGAUGGACGAGUAAGGAAGUCAAAGCGGAUUAGCCUGAAAGUUCCGGCUGGGGUAGAUUCUGGCAGCCGUUUAAGGGUCCGGUCUGAGGGUAAUGCAGGAAGGAGAGGGGGACCCCCUGGAGACCUUUUUGUGUCCAUUGAAGUUCUUUCAGACCCUGUCUUGAAACGGGAUGACACCAAUAUUCUCUACACCUGUAAGGUUUCUUAUAUUGAUGCCAUCCUAGGAACGACAAUGAAGGUUCCAACAGUUGAUGGUAUAGUUGAUUUGAAGAUUCCAUCUGGUACCCAGCCAGGGACGACACUGGUGAUGGCAAAAAAAGGGGUGCCAUAUUUGAACAAAAGCAACAUGAGGGGUGAUCAGUUGGUAAGAGUGCAAGUUGAGAUCCCAAAACGGUUGAGUGGUGAAGAGAGGAAGCUCAUUGAAGAACUUGCUGACCUAAACAAGGCCAAAGCUCCCAACAGUAGCAGGAGAUAGCGAGAGGGAGGGACGGUGGUCUUUUUCCAGGUUUGCUUCUUGUUGCUGUGAAUACUCCUGAUUUCCAAACCGGUCUGCUACAUGAAAUCUUAGGGAAUUUUGUGGUUAGAUUUUGUACUAUGUAUCAUACAUACAUUGAACGGGAUUAAGAAAGAGAAUUUGAGGUACUUUUCUGCUAAUUUUUCUGGAAUUUGGUCUUUCACUUCUGCUCGAACAAUAUUAAUCAUAUAUAAUUUGAAAUUGAAUUUGAGGUACUUUUCUGCUA
Messenger RNA from Ilex paraguariensis (yerba mate), 4368 nucleotides. Lineage: Eukaryota; Viridiplantae; Streptophyta; Magnoliopsida; Aquifoliales; Aquifoliaceae. The record is from the annotation of a GenBank genome assembly.